Chlorocebus sabaeus (green monkey) is the source of this 10981-nucleotide messenger RNA. RefSeq names its product phosphatidylinositol-3,4,5-trisphosphate dependent Rac exchange factor 2 (gene PREX2). Lineage: Eukaryota; Metazoa; Chordata; Mammalia; Primates; Cercopithecidae. Gene Ontology annotation, biological process: intracellular signal transduction; G protein-coupled receptor signaling pathway; regulation of signaling. The record is from RefSeq and is a predicted model, not a curated record. Gene Ontology annotation, molecular function: guanyl-nucleotide exchange factor activity; protein binding; GTPase activator activity. Gene Ontology annotation, cellular component: plasma membrane.
GUUCCAUCUCAAGUGCUGCUGCUGCUGCUGUGUGUGUGUGUGUGUGUGUGUGCGCGCGCGCCUGUGUGAUUAGCCAGCACGCAGCACUUCCCCAGGGUUGUGUUUCCUUUUUCCUGAGAUUUGGCGAAGGGUAAAGGGUCGGAGUCACAUGAAUACAAAGCUUUUGAUUAAUGUCCAAGUCACUGCUGUGGCUGCCGAAGUCGCUUCCCCUCCAGUCCCGGCCGUGUGAGGCCAGAGCAGCGGGACCGGGAGCGCAGGGCCUGGCCGGAGCCCCCACUCUGCCGAGAGGAGUUUUCUCUGCCGAGCCCCGCGCCCCCCGCGCCGGGAUUCCAGCUCGAUCCCCUCCUCUCCUUGCGCCCAGCCUCUCCCCAAUAUGUAAAGUCGUCUGUCCCUCCUCGGAGUUGGCGGAGGCGGCAACUUUCCUUUCUCGCCGCCGGGGGCCGGGCAGCAGCGGGCGCGCGGGUCAGCGCUCAGCACGGCGGGCAGCGACGCGCACCGCCGCCGACCAUGAGCGAGGACAGCCGCGGGGACUGCCGCGCCGAGAGCGCCAAGGACCUGGAGAAGCAGCUUCGCCUGCGCGUGUGCGUGCUCAGCGAGCUCCAGAAGACCGAGCGGGACUAUGUGGGCACACUGGAGUUCCUGGUGUCGGCAUUCUUACACCGAAUGAACCAGUGUGCAGCAUCAAAAGUUGACAAAAAUGUGACAGAAGAAACAGUGAAGAUGUUGUUCUCAAACAUUGAAGACAUCCUUGCAGUACAUAAAGAAUUCUUAAAAGUCGUGGAAGAAUGCUUACACCCCGAACCUAAUGCUCAGCAAGAAGUGGGAACCUGCUUUCUUCACUUUAAAGACAAAUUUCGUAUAUAUGAUGAAUAUUGUAGUAACCAUGAGAAGGCACAAAAAUUACUUCUUGAACUCAACAAAAUAAGAACAAUUCGGACAUUUCUUUUGAACUGCAUGCUGCUUGGAGGACGGAAGAACACAGAUGUUCCCUUGGAAGGAUAUUUAGUAACACCAAUACAAAGAAUAUGCAAGUACCCUCUCAUUUUGAAGGAGUUGCUGAAGCGGACUCCACGGAAACACAGUGACUAUGCAGCAGUGAUGGAAGCCCUCCAAGCCAUGAAAGCUGUCUGUUCCAACAUAAAUGAGGCCAAGAGACAGAUGGAGAAGUUAGAAGUUUUAGAGGAAUGGCAGUCUCACAUUGAAGGCUGGGAGGGGUCCAACAUCACUGACACCUGCACUGAAAUGCUAAUGUGUGGAGUCUUACUGAAAAUUUCUUCUGGAAAUAUUCAAGAACGGGUGUUUUUUCUUUUCGAUAACCUUUUGGUGUACUGCAAAAGAAAACACAGACGAUUGAAGAACAGCAAGGCAUCUACAGAUGGACAUCGGUACCUUUUUCGUGGCCGGAUCAACACGGAGGUGAUGGAAGUGGAGAAUGUGGAUGAUGGCACUGCUGAUUUCCAUAGCAGUGGACACAUUGUUGUUAAUGGAUGGAAGAUACAUAACACAGCAAAAAAUAAAUGGUUUGUUUGUAUGGCAAAAACACCUGAAGAGAAGCAUGAAUGGUUUGAAGCUAUUUUGAAAGAAAGAGAACGGCGGAAAGGUUUAAAAUUAGGAAUGGAGCAAGAUACCUGGGUAAUGAUCUCUGAACAGGGUGAGAAACUUUAUAAAAUGAUGUGCAGAGAAGGAAAUCUGAUCAAAGACAGAAAAAGAAAACUGACGACGUUCCCUAAAUGCUUUCUUGGAAGCGAAUUUGUGUCAUGGCUGUUGGAAAUUGGAGAGAUUCACAGGCCUGAGGAAGGUGUGCACUUGGGACAAGCAUUAUUAGAAAAUGGAAUCAUUCACCAUGUUACCGAUAAACAUCAGUUCAAACCAGAACAGAUGUUAUAUAGAUUUCGCUAUGAUGAUGGAACAUUUUAUCCAAGAAAUGAGAUGCAGGAUGUGAUUUCAAAGGGUGUAAGAUUAUAUUGUCGUCUUCAUAGCCUUUUUACUCCAGUGAUAAGAGAUAAAGAUUACCAUUUAAGGACCUACAAAUCUGUGGUCAUGGCCAACAAACUGAUAGACUGGUUAAUUGCACAGGGAGAUUGCCGCACCAGAGAAGAGGCAAUGAUAUUUGGCGUUGGACUCUGUGACAAUGGAUUUAUGCACCAUGUCCUUGAAAAAAGCGAAUUCAAAGAUGAACCCCUACUUUUCCGUUUUUUUUCGGAUGAGGAAAUGGAAGGAUCAAAUAUGAAACAUCGACUUAUGAAACAUGACUUAAAAGUUGUGGAAAAUGUUAUAGCUAAGUCAUUACUGAUUAAAUCCAACGAAGGCAGCUAUGGUUUUGGGCUAGAAGACAAAAACAAAGUUCCAAUAAUAAAGUUGGUAGAAAGGGGAUCUAAUGCUGAGAUGGCUGGCAUGGAAGUCGGGAAAAAGAUUUUUGCUAUUAAUGGAGACCUAGUUUUUAUGAGACCUUUCAGUGAAGUCGACUGCUUCCUGAAAUCGUGUUUAAACAGCAGAAAGCCUCUAAGAGUUCUUGUGAGCACGAAGCCGAGAGAGACAGUGAAAAUUCCAGAUUCAGCUGAUGGACUUGGCUUCCAGAUCCGAGGAUUUGGCCCUUCCGUUGUGCAUGCUGUAGGAAGAGGAACUGUGGCUGCAGCAGCUGGCCUUCACCCUGGACAGUGCAUUAUCAAGGUGAAUGGAAUCAAUGUAAGCAAAGAGACACAUGCCAGUGUCAUUGCACAUGUUACAGCCUGCAGGAAGUACAGGCGGCCAAUGAAGCAAGAUUCCAUACAAUGGGUUUAUAAUAGCAUUGAGAGUGCUCAAGAAGACCUUCAAAAAUCUCACUCCAAGCCCCCUGGAGAUGAAGCAGGGGAUGCUUUUGACUGUAAAGUAGAAGAGGUUAUUGACAAAUUCAACACUAUGGCCAUCAUUGACGGGAAGAAGGAGCAUGUGAGUCUGACAGUGGACAAUGUCCACCUGGAGUAUGGUGUCGUAUAUGAGUACGACAGCACAGCUGGCAUCAAGUGCAAUGUGGUGGAAAAGAUGAUUGAGCCCAAAGGUUUCUUCAGCUUAACUGCCAAGAUUCUUGAAGCCCUGGCUAAAAGUGAUGAGCAUUUUGUACAAAACUGCACCAGCCUAAAUUCUCUAAAUGAAGUGAUUCCUACUGACCUUCAGAGUAAAUUCAGUGCCCUUUGCAGUGAAAGAAUUGAACACAUAUGUCAGAGAAUAUCCAGUUAUAAAAAGUUUUCUCGUGUACUGAAGAAUAGAGCCUGGCCUACUUUUAAACAGGCCAAAUCUAAAAUCUCCCCACUGCACAGCAGUGAUUUCUGCCCUACCAACUGCCAUGUCAACGUGAUGGAAGUUUCUUAUCCCAAAACAUCAACCUCUUUGGGAAGUGCAUUUGGUGUUCAGUUGGAUAGUAGGAAGCAUCAUUCUCAUGAUAAAGAAAACAAAUCUUCGGAGCAAGGGAAACUGAGCCCUAUGGUGUACAUUCAGCACACCAUCACAACCAUGGCGGCCCCUUCAGGUCUGUCUCUGGGACAGCAGGAUGGCCAUGGUCUCAGGUAUCUGCUGAAAGAAGAAGACUUAGAAACCCAAGACAUCUAUCAGAAACUGCUGGGUAAACUUCAGACUGCACUGAAAGAGGUGGAGAUGUGUGUUUGUCAAAUAGAUGACCUUCUGUCUUCAAUAACAUAUUCUCCUAAAUUAGAACGUAAGACAUCGGAGGGCAUAGUACCAACAGACAGUGACAAUGAGAAGGGAGAACGAAACAGCAAACGGGUCUGUUUUAAUGUAGCAGGAGAUGAACAGGAAGAUUCUGGUCAUGAUACCAUCAGCAACAGAGACUCUUACAGUGACUGCAACAGCAAUAGGAAUUCCAUCGCCUCCUUCACCAGCAUCUGCAGCAGCCAAUGCAGCUCCUAUUUCCACAGUGAUGAAAUGGACUCAGGUGAUGAACUUCCCCUAAGUGUUCGCAUUUCUCAUGAUAAACAGGACAAGAUACAUAGUUGCCUUGAACAUCUUUUCAGCCAGGUGGAUUCAAUUACCAAUCUCCUAAAAGGGCAGGCUGUUGUGAGGGCCUUUGACCAAACCAAGUAUCUCACUCCAGGCCGAGGAUUGCAAGAAUUUCAACAGGAAAUGGAACCAAAGCUGAGUUGUCCAAAAAGGCUACGGCUUCAUAUCAAGCAAGACCCCUGGAAUCUUCCCAGCAGCGUCCGGACUCUUGCUCAGAACAUCAGGAAAUUUGUUGAAGAGGUGAGGUGUAGGAUACUCCUGGCUCUUCUUGAAUAUUCAGAUAGUGAGACACAGCUCCGUAGAGACAUGGUUUUCUGCCAGACUCUUGUGGCCACUGUCUGUGCCUUCUCUGAGCAGCUCAUGGCGGCCUUGAACCAGAUGUUUGACAACAGCAAGGAAAAUGAGAUGGAAACUUGGGAAGCCAGCAGGAGGUGGCUGGACCAGAUAGCGAAUGCAGGUGUUCUUUUUCACUUUCAGUCACUUCUGUCACCAAAUUUGACAGAUGAACAAGCCAUGUUAGAAGAUACACUGGUUGCACUAUUUGAUUUGGAAAAGGUUUCCUUUUACUUUAAACCAUCAGAAGAGGAACCCCUGGUUGCAAAUGUUCCUCUUACAUAUCAAGCAGAAGGAAGUCGGCAAGCUCUGAAAGUUUACUUCUACGUUGAUAGUUAUCAUUUUGAACAACUUCCUCAACGGUUGAAAAAUGGAGGAGGGUUUAAAAUUCAUCCUGUUCUUUUUGCACAAGCACUGGAGAGCAUGGAAGGAUAUUAUUACAGAGACAAUGUUUCCGUGGAAGAAUUUCAAGCUCAGAUAAAUGCAGCCUCACUGGAAAAGGUCAAACAGUACAACCAGAAGCUCAGGGCAUUCUACUUGGACAAGUCAAAUUCACCACCAAACUCCACAUCCAAAGCUGCCUAUGUAGAUAAGCUAAUGAGGCCUCUCAACGCUUUGGAUGAACUUUACCGACUGGUAGCCUCGUUUAUCAGAUCCAAGCGCACAGCUGCCUGUGCAAACACAGCGUGCAGUGCCUCUGGGGUUGGACUGCUGUCAGUUUCCUCGGAGCUGUGCACCAGGCUAGGCGCCUGCCACAUCCUCAUGUGCAGCAGCGGUGUGCAUCGGUGCACCCUGAGCGUGACGCUGGAGCAAGCCAUCAUUUUGGCCAGAAGCCACGGACUGCCACCUCGCUACAUCAUGCAGGCUACAGAUGUGAUGCGGAAGCAGGGAGCAAGAGUUCAGAACACAGCGAAGAAUUUGGGAGUCAGAGACCGGACCCCACAGUCUGCACCAAGGCUGUACAAGCUAUGUGAGCCGCCUCCCCCAGCUGGAGAAGAAUGAAAAGAAUUCCCAAGAAACCAGGCAGGCAGAAGCUCCUGAAUGCUGGACUAGACAAACUACAUGCUGGCUAAACAUUCUCCACUGAAGAUAAAUCAAUGCUCCUUUUUUUUUUUUUUUUUUUCUGUAAAUCUUUCUCCCCAUUACAAACAAGUAGUGUUCAGUUUAUACUUGGAUAUUUAUGCUGGAAAUGGAAAGAAGUUCAAUCAGACAGUUCAGCAUCACAAACUGAUGUCUCUAUAUAUUGACAUUAAGUAUUCCCUUUUAGAGUAAAAUCCAUCCCUGGAACAUAAAGAAAAAAAAUUAGAGAUUUAAAAAUUAACCACCAUGCCUCCUCUCCCAUUCAUUAAAAUUGUGUUAUUAUGUUUGUUUUCAUCUUUUCCAAGUGGACACAUGUAAUAAUGGAGAGUUCCUCUUGAAGAAGGCUAUUAUUGAAGAAACCUGGUGACAUUUUGCAAAUCAUGAAAAAUGUUAAGGACAAUAUGGACUGUGUGGUAUAGAUUUUCUGUCCCCCAUUUGCAAGAGAGAAAGUCAUUAAUGUGUAAAAGGUGUGAAAAGCAUGCUUUACUCUUUCUCCUCAGGGCUUAUUUCUUAUUAGAGGAGAAGAGAGCUGACUAAGGCCUCCAGCAAGACUCACUUUCUUCUAGCUGCCUUUGGGCAUCCUUUUCUCUUGUGGACAGCUCUAGAAAAUCAGUGCUAUUUUUGGUGUCUGCAAUUGGCAUGGCUUCCUUGGGCCACGAAUACUGGGUGCUGUGCCAUAAUGGCCCUGGGGAUCAGAGAAGUGCAGGGAGGGGAACGAGGAUGAAGAAGGGGACAGUAAGCCUAUUUUAAAACUAAACCUUUAACUUAGAUACCUGAAACUCUUAAUUUUAUGAAGGCUCUCAUAUGAGAGGUCAGACUCUUCAAAGAAUACAACUCAUGAGACUUUUUCUGACAAGGUAUAUGUAUAAGAUAUGAAAAUAAGGCUUUAUUUGUACUUGUAAAGGACCGUUAGGGAGCUUGAUAAUUUGUGGACGCACAAGGUGUAUUCUAUCCUCAUUCUAAAGUGUAUGUAAUGUUUAUCAUUUCCACAUUGAUGUAACAACAUUGUUUUUAGCAUAGUAAAUACAGUAAUAUUUAUUUUAAAUCCAUAAUUUUCAAACAAAACACUCAUGAUUGUGGUAAUUAUAUGGGCUUACGCUAAUUUAGUAUGUGAAAUGCUUUUCACAUCUAAAGUAUGUGCAAACCAUUAUUAACUUUUUUUUUAUUUUUUGAAGCUGAGUCUCAAUCUGUUACCCAGACUGGAGUGCAGUGGUGCGAUCUUGGCUCACUGCAACCUCCGCCCCCCAGAUUCAAGCCAUUCUCCUGCCUCAGCCUCCCAAGAGCUGGGACUACAGGCAUGCACCACCAUGCUCGGCUAAUUUUUGUAUUUUUAGUAGAGACGGGUUUUCACCGUGUUGGCCAGGCUGAUCUUGAACGCCUGACGUCAAGUGGUCCGCCUGCCUCAGCCUCCCAAAGUGCUAGGAUUACAGACAUGAGCCACAGCUUCCGGCCUGUUAUUAAAUUUUAAUUUAUGAAAUUUGAUCAUGGUUUUCAAACCAUUAUUAAAAACCUUUAUCGUUAGCCAUUAUGUAUUGAAUAACAAAAAUACCAUGUUACAUGUGUAGGCAAUAUGUGUAUACUACUAGGUGAGGUAAUAAUAAUUGUUAUUUGGCACAGAAGCUCUUGAGACUUUUGUGAAAAGUCCAGAUAUAAUGAAAAACAAGGAACCUAGCAUCAGAGUUGUCAAGAAAAAGUUGAAUAUUUUGAAUUUAAUAAAGAUAUCUUUACAUAAAUAACUUUCAAGGAUUUAACAUUCGUAGGGCUAAUGAGUGAACACAGCUGAUUAGCUAGCAAGUCCUUUCAUAUUGUCGUGACUGUUUUCUCAUCAGCAUCCUGGAAGCAGUAAUCCUCAUUAGAGGCAUGAAAGGGUCAUUAAAAUGAUUUCAGCUGUACUUUGCCGUAUUUCAUGGGGCAAAUUCUCAGCUAUUAUGGUAUUUAUAAGCUAACAUAUUUUAUAUUUUUAAGGAUCUACUUUCUUCAUAAUAGAAUGUGCUUCAUAUUAUUUUUAGGGUUAAACAUAAGCAUAUUGUCUAUCAUGCUCGGUACUUACUAAAUGCUCAAAAAUUAGUAAUGAUUUAUAUUAACAUUAGUCACUAUAACUUCUACUGAUAAUAAAAAUUGUAGCUAACACUUAUUAAGGGAUUACUACAUACCCAGUAAUAGCUCCAAUUGCUUUGCCUGUAUUCUGUUGUUAUUGCUUCACUUAAUCCUCAUAAUAAUGAUGUGACAUGGUACUCUUUUGAUCACACCCAUUUUUAGAGUUGAGGAACCAAAGCAAAGAAUAGCCCAAUGACUUGCACAAAGUCACAUGAUUGACAACGGAUAGAACCAAAAUUUCAACCCAGGAAGUCUGCCUUCUUAAUGCAUUAUGCUGCUUUUCCUUAUCAAUAUAAGAACUAUUGUAAUAUUACAAUGAUUUAUAAGUAGAUUUGGAGUUAUGUGGCAUGUGUUGUCAUUAAAUUAUACAUCUUGUAUUAAAAAACAGUGAAUGGAAACAUGUAAAAUGCUUUAAUUAUAUGAAAAUUAUAGGAUUUCCUGGACAUUUUACAACUCUGGAUGCACAUUUUGAGGUAACUCAACACUGUUGCAAUCUGAAAACCAUUUUGUAUCAUAUUCCUCCUCAUCAAAAAUAACAGUUUUAGAUAGUAUAUCACAUAAUACUUUAUUAUAAUUCCAACACAGUGGUAACAGUAAAAAAAAAAAACCUAAUGGAUGAAUGAAGAAUGACAAUUUUUUCAAUGCCAUAUGUAUCUCCAUGUGACAUUGGGUAUGAAGAAGCCUUGAGGUUUUAGGAUGUGUUUACCUUAAUGCUACAUGCUCCUCUGUAACCAGUGCACCUUGAAAUACUGCUAAAACCUGCUAACUUCUUCCAAGUUCUGAGCAUGGACAACCCCCAUCCCCCCAACCUAAAAGGGAAGGUCAUGCAUAGAAAUUUUGGAUCUUAACUUAGGGCCUGCCUGACUCAAAAAUAAUUGUGAACUAAAAAUUCUUAGUCAAUACAUCUUAAGCAUUCUAUUAUCGCCUAUAAUUUUUUCUAAUAUUAAUUCUAAAUAUUACAAAAGUUAAUGUGAUAUUAAAGUAUGAAAAAUUUGAAAAAAUUAGAAUUUUACAUGUAUUUCCAUUCCUAUUUAAAGAGAGAAAAGGGGCAGAGAAUUUCUGUGCUAGUUUUACUUAUAUUGGAUAUAUAAUAUUGAAUUUAUAGUAUAAGCUUUAUUUUAUCAAUUCACAAAUCUGAAGUCUCAUACUGUUUUCUAUCUCUUUAAAACACAUUCUUCUGGUGGCUUGGAUUCACUGUGCAUUCAUUGGCCACCCUUUUUGCAGCAAAUUUUAAAUCAAAUUAAAAUUAGGUAAACUUUCUAUGAUACUAUAACAUAUAUGACAUUGAAAUGACAUUGGUUCUGAAUCUAUUAAUUUAAAUUUUGGGAUCAUUAUAUUCAGAAUGAAAUGAAAUUGACCUUGACGCUAACUUUGAUAGCCAAGAAAAUGAAUGGGUAAACAAAGUUUAAGGGUCAUGUUAAUUAAUUUAACAAAACAAACUAUCUUCAGUCCUUUGGGCUUGUACAUUUUAUAGACAAAAUUAGUAUUUAUUGAUUUGGAAGUGUUCAAUUGAGAGUAAAUGACUCUGUGUUUUGAAACUAAUACCUUUGCAUUUAAAAUACUAAAGUAUUAUUAUGUUAGUUCAAGUAGAUCUUUUCCUGUGUAGCAUGAUUUAAUGCAGAGCAGUGGGUAUAUUUUUAUUCAUUUAUACUUUUGAAAAGUCAUAAUACUGAAAUUUAAAAUGAAUAGUCUCACUUUAAGGUCAUUUUUACUUUACAUUUUACUUUAAAGGUCAUUUUUAGACUUUAUAUGCUAGUGGUAUUGAAACUAACAUUUAAUAUUUGACUAAAUAGCUUGUGAAUUUUUGGAAACUAUGUUUAAUUUUUAAAGACAUUGUUAUGUGAAUUAUCUUACUAAAUUAUCACUUAAGAACUCUCUCAUAGUAGUAAUUUCAUUAACACAUAUACAUACUAACCAAUUUGCUAAAUGAAUUGUCGGUUGUCUUGCUUAAGUACUAGAGCCAAGCUUUGAAAUGACUUAAAGUGAUCUGAAUUUUGAUUGAGAAAAAUAAUCUGUCUUCUGUCAAAUGUUUGAACUUUUAGUGAUGAACCUCAGCAAAGUUUCACCCUGCAUGAAGCAGAACAGGUGGGGGAAAAUUGCAAGAGGGGUCUAUACCAAAAAUGGCCCCAGGAUAUUCCAUUGAACAAAUAUUGACCAUUAUCUUGCUAGGUGCUACAACUCCAUACUAGUCAUUACAGUUAGUCUUUGGUUUCACAAAAAUGUUACUGCUUCAAAGGCUUGGCAUUAACAGUGUUGCCAGCAUUCAUAUUGCCAACCAUCUGCUGGUCAUACAUGGAAGACUGUUAAAGUGUGGUCUGUGCAUCAUUGAGCAAUUGUUAUAUAGACACAAGGCCUGCUUCACUCAGGAUAGCUUGCUCCUCUCACUGAGAAGAGAUAUCUGAAGUCUACUAAGUCUACUAAAUGAGAUAUAUAUGUGUAUGUAUAUGCCUAUAUAUAUUGUUAUACUUACUAGUUUUGUGAUAAUGUUAUAAAAAUUAAUAAGAGUGUUUUGUAUGAAUGUACGACAAAUCGAGUUGUUCAAUGUAUUGAAUGAAUGUCUUACUGUAGGCAUCAGAGCUGUCCAACCAUGCGUAAAUAUACCUGGUCUUUUGAUCACUGACACUACUUUGCUCUCCAAUCUGGAAUCAACUGGCCUGGCUCUGCCAUUGAGAAAUAGCUAAUUAAGAACAAAAUUGUUAAAUUUUAAAAUUAUAUUUCUACUAGAAAUAGCUUUGGAGAGUUAAUUUUAGGUGCAAAUAACAGGAUAAAUGCUAUCUGAUCAAGUAUUCAUUCGACAAAUGUUUUUGAGGAUUCACUAAGUGCAAGGCACAAUCGUUGGGGCUGGUAUAUGUGUGGAUAUGUUUGAUUUGAAAACCUUCAUGGUGGUCUGUGUGUUAUAGUUUAUCUGUGUCUUUUGCUUAAAAUGGCAUUAUUUGUAACACAAACCUAAUAUCAUGUGUACAAAUACACUGUGUGUAGCCAAGAACACUAAAUUGGUAAAAUGCUUUAGAAAAUAUACAUCUGAAUUUGAAUAUCUAAUGCUUCAAGUAAAUAUAUUAGAGUUUCAGAUGAACAUAUAUUUUUGUAACUGCCAAGUAAAUGAGUAGAACAGAGCUUUUUGCCUAAAAAUAUUUUUAUAAGUACUCAUUUACAUAGUAUUCAUUAUUUUAAAUGACAAAAUAUCAAAUUGGUUCUAUAAAUAAUAAUUGUUUUGAAUAUGUCCAUAUUUAACAUCAUAUGAAAUCCAAAAUUUAAUGAUAAAUUUCAUCUGGAUGUGUUAUUAUAAAAGUCAUCGUUUUUCCUUUGUAAAAUAUCCAUGUAACAUAGCUUCCAUUACUCCAUAUUUUAUGUAUGGUUAAAAUUAUCAAAGUGCAUUAUGUAUUUUAUAUCAUUUAUUUUUGUCUGCAUAAAAGAUUGGAAUAGUAACCAUGUAUGAUAAAUGUUAAUAAUAAAGUGAAAUGUAGUAUGACCAGCUCAA